UCGCAUAUUAGCUUCAUGGAGGAGCUGAAGGACACGAGCAUACACCACACGGCGCUGCGGUUGGCGGAAGAUGUAAAAACGAUGAAACUGUACGGCAAUCUGUACAAAAUGGUGCAGAAACUUUCCUGCUCGCCGGAGGUGGACAAGGACGAUAUGAAGCAAACGUUGGAGACUGCCAUCAAGGCGAACGGGCUCGAGACCGAGAUCCGCAACGUGAUCUACCAUCUGAUCAGGAACACAGUGAAAAAUGACUCACGUCCUUCACCGGCCAGCAGCGAUCCGUUGAACUAUCUACGCCGAGCAGGUGUCCAAUGGGAACGGCGGGUACGCAAGUCGUUGAACUCGAUGUGCUCGGAAUCGAAAGCGCAACUGCACGGUCAGAUGCGUACCGCAUCCGACCGGGAGGACAUUCUCUCCAAGUGGGAUGAGCUCAGCACCUAUCAGAUCGAUCUCAGCAACUAUCGGCCAGUAUAUGCACCGAAGGAUCUGCUCGACGUAUUGCUAUCGCUCAAGGGACCGAUGAAGCAAGAUGAGACUGACUUUCUACCGAAAUGGGAGUUUUCGCACAUCUCGCUGACGGUCAAAAACCUGUUCGAACUGCGGGUGCAUUUUUCCGAGUUGCUCAGGAACGACAAUACGUUCGGUGACUGGGCGACUACCUGCCAGAAGGUGCUGAAAACGCGUCACGCACCACUUUGCCAGCAAGCGCUGAAGAAGGGCGUUACACCGCCGCCCCUGCGGGGCCCGUUGUGGUCUUACGUUCUUGGCAGUCAUGUGGAGCAACACCACGUCGAUCACUGGGAGAGCCUGCGGCAAUCGGUGCUGACCAACGAAUCGAUCGUCGACAAGUUAGUCUUCAAGGACGUGCAGCUGACGGCGACCAACGACGAUCGUUAUUUUGUGUUCGAAGAUGUGCUUUACCAGAUAAUGCUGUGCUUCAGCCGAGACACAGAGAUCAGUCAGCUCAUUCAGGUGGAGUUUACCAAUUCGGCCAAAGCCAAGCAGUACGAGGGCCCACCGUGUGGGUUUGUACCCUUCCACGGGAUUUGCAUGCUGGCUGCUCCGUUCUGCUAUCUGUACGAUAACCCUGUCUCGCUGUACUACACCUUCCGGGCCUUCUACAUUCGCUACUGCCAUCGGCUGACGACGAUCAACACCCAUUCGCAGGGCAUCGUCAGUCUGUGUUUGCUGUUCGAAAAGCUGCUGCAAACACACGAGCCACAGCUGUGGUCCCAUUUUCGUGAGCUGCAGAUCCAACCCAUUCGCGUGGUGUUUAAAUGGCUGAUGCGAGCUUUUAGUGGCCACCUUCCUCCCGAGCAACUGUUGAUCCUGUGGGACCUGAUACUAGGCUACGACAGUCUGGAAAUUCUAUCCUUGCUUGCCAUCAUUAUACUAAGCUUCCGCAGGGAGAGCCUGAUGCAAGUGGCAACGCUUGAGAACAUUGAGGCCAUUCUGUCGGAUCUUUCGUCCAUCAAGGUACUGCCAUUGAUACAGCUCACACUGUCGAGGGAUUAA
Anopheles cruzii is the source of this 1515-nucleotide messenger RNA. Its product is annotated as TBC1 domain family member 19. The record is from RefSeq and is a predicted model, not a curated record. Bases 16 to 1515 code for a protein of 499 amino acids. The transcript has 6 exons. Lineage: Eukaryota; Metazoa; Arthropoda; Insecta; Diptera; Culicidae.